Molecule: messenger RNA, 1758 nt
Organism: Rhagoletis zephyria (snowberry fruit fly)
Lineage: Eukaryota; Metazoa; Arthropoda; Insecta; Diptera; Tephritidae
Source: RefSeq, a predicted model, not a curated record
AUGGAGACUCCACUGCGUUCAGUUCGGAAGAAGGCGUUCUCCAUUCUCGACAGCACAUCCUUCCCUGAUGCCGCCACAAACACCAAGAGCCAACUUCAUCACAUCAACAUCACCCCAAUUAACUUUGACCGAACGAGCAAUCCGCAUCGAAUGCACACCUUUCAUGAAGCCUCACCGGAAAGGAUCGAGACGUUAAUAAACAAUAACAACACCGAUGAAGUCUCAGGAACACUUACCUCAUCGGGCAUUGACAGUCUGGCGGAUCGUGUUGCAUCACUGCUUGGAAAGCCUGCCAAUUUUGAUCCGUUUGAAACGCCAAAUGCAAAGCAGACAGAUAGUGAUGAUUCAAAGACAAUUCAAAAAAGCGUUCCAUCACAAGAUGAAGACUCUAGUCUUCAACUACUGAGCAAAUCCAUCAUGAACGCUACGCACUUCAAUACGUCAACCAACUUUGUAGUUCCCGCUCUUGCGACGCACGACAUUCGUUCUUCACUGCAAACCAUUCCUUUUGACCAAAAUAAUAAUAACGAAAAUAAUAGCAGUUCCAGUUCAGACAUAUCCAACAAUCCGAUCUCGUUCUCUUCUAGUUCAAUUCGCGAUUACCAUUCUGACAGAGAAGAGAGUAAACAAACCAGUGAAGAGGUGCCAUACCAACGACCGCCACUCACUCUACCCCCUAGACUCUCAACUAUUAUUGAGGCGAGCAAAAGCACUGAUUCAAUAUCGAGAAACUCAGGAUCAAUCAUGCUGGAAGCUGAUCGACUUCUGGAAACCAUCAAUAGACUGCUUUCCAACAAGUCGCGCUCGCAAAAUCAAAGCACCAUUGAUUCACUGAGAAAAGCAGCUUCGGUGCAAUCAGCCCAUUCAUUGUCCAUUCCCGAGCAGCCAAGUGAAAAGGGGGACAGUACGCGAAAAUCUAGUCAGGCAAGUCCAAAUGUCAAUACUGAACCGGAUGCUAUUUGUAUAGAAGCCUCUGAUGCGGAAACGGAGUACCUAGAGCCACCGGUAGAGCCACCAAAUGCACGGCCUAUGCUCAGCCAGACGUAUAAUUCGCAUAUUUAUACAAGUAAUAAACGGAAAGGAAAAACAGCAACAACAGCAUCAGCAACGGCGGCAGCAUCGGAGCGACAACCUCGACUGGCGCCGAAUAAGAGGACAACAGAGCAAACGACGCCUCCGGACAGUGUGGCUACAACCGCCAACACGCGUCCAUUCAUCAAGCCUCCACCUCCAGCAGUGCAUCGCACUACAGUGUCCUCUUCCUCCUCCUCCUCCUCCUCUUCUUACCAGCCGAAACGGACUAUUCUCGAAGAGAAAGACAACUGCCUCAGUCAAAUUCAAAAGGGCACCGACGACCUGCGACGUCUGCAUCUCGAGCUGAUGCAGUUCGAGAGCGAUUACGUCAAGCAACAUGAAAGGCGUCGAGCGAAAAAGAAGGCAGCGACGCUUGCCGCUUCAAAGAAAGCUGCUGCAGGAGCUGUCCGAGGCUCUUCGGCGACGGGCACUGAAUCAGCGACGACGGAGACCAUCAGCCACAGCCACAGCAAUGGCAACGGUGGCAGCAGUAGAAGCAGCAGCACUAGCCAUAAUCCCAAUGCUAAAUCGGGAAAAGACCAAAAGUCAUUGCGUGAGCAAAAGUUGAAAGGCACAGCAAGCGGUCGUCAUAUCGAGGGGAACAAGAAUGCCAGCACUGCAGCUGCUGCCACUUCACAUGCCCACUCCAGACCAGGCCUGCAGGCCAGUGUCGCCCGANCGUGA